Closterium sp. NIES-67 is the source of this 2140-nucleotide messenger RNA. The record is from the annotation of a GenBank genome assembly. Lineage: Eukaryota; Viridiplantae; Streptophyta; Zygnematophyceae; Desmidiales; Closteriaceae.
AAGUGAUGGUCGCAUCACACCCAGACUAAGGACAAUCGGGCCAAAUAAGUGAUGGCAUGCGAUGCGCGUCGUUCCCUCCUAAUCUGACUUGUGGGUAGGCAAUUGAACGAGUCGACUAACCAGAAACGUGUUACCGUCCACGAGUCCGCCAGCGCAUACCCUGCAAGGCCGCUUCGCCGCUUCUGGCCUUACCUCGUUCGUGCACGUGUCCGCAUCCUCCGCCGCAUCCUGUGGUUCCUGCGUUUGUCGAGUAGAAGCUGAUCCGAACAGAACGGUGUAUCCGGUUCUGUUUUCUUCUGAGGCGCCUCGAAAGUGGUCGAACAGAACGCGGUAUUUUUUUCUGUUUUCUUUUUUCUCGCGUCUGACAUGGCCAGCGGCAACUCAAGGCUAACUGCCUCCUUGCGAGUGGCCUGCGCUGCGCUCCUUCGCACCUUGAAACCAUCCGCGGUAUCAGCAGCCCCGCUAUCCGUACUUCCAGAUCGCCGCUUCUUCGGAUCUUCAGCCGCUCACAGCGCCGCAAAUACCGCCGCGCCUCCUGCCGCCGCCGCUACCGCUGGCGCUGGCGAUUCCCGCCAUUUCAGCAGCGCCGUAGGAGGAGCAUCAGGCAGUGGCCCAGAUGGUGCCACGUGUCAACUGGAGGUUUGGAGCUGGGGCCGCGGGGAUUCCGGGCAGCUGGGGCACUGGGAGGAGAAUCCAGAGUGGGCCCCACGGCGAAUCGAAUCUCUGUCCCUCGAGAUCUCCGCGCUAGCUGCUGCUGGUGUUGCUGCUGCAGGCUCUGACGCAGCAGCAGCAGGGGGAGCAGCAUUGGGAGUAGCGGCAAAGGCAGGAGGAGGAUCAGCAGGAGAAGCACUAACAGGGCUAGCAGCCACAGGGCAAGCACGCACAGUCGCGAGCCGAAGCGCGGAUCUUAGUAGACUAAAGGAGGAGCUAAGGGCGGGAGUGUCUUGUGGAAUAAGCCACUCUCUCCUGUGGCUAGGUGGGAGGCUUUGGGUUUGGGGGAGAGGGGACGGGGGGAGGCUCGGGCUGGGGAACGAGCUCUCCCUCUACUUUCCAACCCUAAACCCUGAUUUCUCAGGGGCAGUAGUACGGAGUGCGGCGGCUGGUGGGUUGCAUUCCUUGGCAGUAUCUGAGGCGGGGGAGCUGUUCACGUGGGGAUAUGGAGGGUUCGGGGCGCUGGGGCAUGGGGAGUUCACCAGGAGGGAUGUGCCCUGCCACGUGGCGCCCUCUGAUUGGCUGGAGGAGGGCGUGGAGAUUAAAUCGGCAGCAGCGGGAGCCAGCCAUACCUUGGCUUUAACUACGGCUGGCGGGGUGUAUGCGUGGGGGAGGGAUGAGGGGGAGGGGAGGCUGGGAUGCCCGCAUAUAGUGGAGGCGUUAGGGGAGGAGGGGUGCGUGCCCCGGCCAAUCCCGAUAGAUUUUCCAGCCUCCCAGGGCCUGCCACGUGGCGGGCUCUCGUUGGUCUCCUGCGGGGGGUUCUUCUCUGCUGCUGUUGACUGCGACGGCAGCGUGUGGACGUGGGGAGGGAACCACAAUGGCGAACUGGGGAGGGCGGCUUCAGGGCUCCAUCCAGGUCGUGUCAAGACUAUCACAUCGCCCAUUACACAUGCAGCUGCUGGCGGCUUUCACACUCUUGCCGUCGAUGACGAGGGCUGCGUGUGGUCGUGGGGGCGGGGCGGCAGCGGCCAAUUGGGGCAGCACUCGCUGCUGACUCAGCCCAUGCCACGUGUCGUUCCAGGAUUGGCUGGAGUCAAGAUCGCCAGGGUGGCAGCAGGGAGUGCCUGGAGCGCUGCUGUCUCAGAGAAAGGGCAGCUUUUUGUGUGGGGGAAGAACUCUGACGGGCAGCUUGGACUGGGAGCUGGGCAGCCUAAAAUUAUCGACGAGCCGUGCGAGCUUUCGCUCCCGUCACUUCCGUUACUGUCACAUGAACAGGGAUUACUGUCCGCAAACAAUGGUGUUAAGCGCAUGGUUUUAGAUGUGUCUACAGGAACAAGCCACGGAGUGUGCAUAUGCUUGUGCGUACCUUCAUAACAAAGAUACACUGGUUUUCAUUGUGCUGAUUUCCAUACAGGUACUGCAAUUUCGUAGUCCCGCAACUUUCAAGGCAACGGGAAGUAUCUAUUUGAAGCGGAAACACUGUACACUG